This is a messenger RNA of Aspergillus affinis, 897 nucleotides long. RefSeq names its product aromatic alcohol reductase. The record is from RefSeq and is a predicted model, not a curated record. The transcript has 2 exons. Gene Ontology annotation, molecular function: oxidoreductase activity. NCBI's taxonomy places the organism in Eukaryota, Fungi, Ascomycota, Eurotiomycetes, Eurotiales, Aspergillaceae. Bases 1 to 897 code for a protein of 298 amino acids.
AUGGUCCGAUUCGAGACUGUUUUGCUUAUUGGAUCAGGCGGAAAUCUUGGGCCUCCGGCCAUCCAUGCACUCCUCAAGUCUUCAUUUGAAGUCACCGUUCUCUCCCGCCAGGAAUCUACACCCAAAGUUCUCGAAGGCGUGCCUGUCGUCAGGGCCGAUUACAACGACCCAGACUCGCUCAUAUCUGCCAUGCAAGGCCACGAUGUCGUGAUUAGUAUGGUUGGUGGUCACGUAGCCGGGGACCAAAACAAGUUUAUUGAUGCCGCCCUCGCUGCCGGAGUGAAGAGAUUUGUCCCCAGCGAGUUCGGGCCAUUUUCGCGGGACCCCAAAUUUGCGGAGCUAAACCCAGUUGUUUUACCGGCUAAAGCAGGUACAGUCGACUAUCUCCGGUCAAAAGAGUCUAAAAUGUCCUGGUCGAGCCUUGUGACUGGCGCAUGGUUUGACUGGUCUAUGAAAGUCGGGUUUUUCGGUUUUGAGCUCGCUUCUAAGUCUGUCACUCUCAUCGAUGAUGGCACUUCGGUGUUCACUGCCACCACGUUGUCCACAGUCGGCAAGGCGCUGGCUUCAAUGCUUGAAAACCCAGAUGAGACAGAGAACAAGCAUGUCUUCGUUUCGUCCUUCAACGUCUCUCAGCAAGAUAUCCUUGAGGUAGUUGAAAAGGUCGACGGUCAGAAAUGGACUCUAACGCACACGACAUCCGAGGAGGUUAUUGCGAAUGGUAGAAAGAGGCUCGCAUCCGGGGAUUUCGCAGGGAUCAUGGAUUUGACCAGGGGUGGGGCUUUCGGUAAACCAGGUCUGGGCGAUUCAAGACAGCAUGGUCAGCUUUGGAAUGACCGGAUGGGACUACCCAAAGAAAAUAUUGAGAGCGCCGUCAGAGAUGUACUCCAAGGAGCUUGA